Molecule: messenger RNA, 7973 nt
Organism: Coregonus sp. 'balchen'
Lineage: Eukaryota; Metazoa; Chordata; Actinopteri; Salmoniformes; Salmonidae
Source: the annotation of a GenBank genome assembly
AUGGAGGGGACUCUAGCUGAACCGUACCAGAAGCAGAGCACGAAGGUUCCGCCUACUCAGCUGGAACUAGCUCGAGCAUUGGUCUGCAUUGUUAUAUAGAUAAGGAUUCUGUGGGAGUGAUUUGACUGUACUAAAACUCUGAUUGGUUUGAGACUUUAUCAUUCAAGGUAGCAGUAGCAAUUGAGGCGUUCAGAGAUAAAUCAUUUGACACAAUAUAACAACUGUUUCUGUUGAGCUGUCAUUAACAUCGAAUGAUUAAGCCUGUUAUUUCUCGGAAACUAAUAGCAGGUGUCAUCAACCACGCUCGAAGAGUCAACCAUCAAGCCUUUUUUCUAUUCGAUUUGCUGCUAAACCGAAACGUCUGAGCAAUUACUGUUUGAUUCACAUCUUGUAACACUAUUUAAUUGCACAUAAUGCAGGACACAGCAUCACCAAGAAGCAGAUUCAUUACGCGUUUCACGGAUUUCCAGGAAGACCGAUAACGAAAGGUAACACUUGGAUGAAGAAAUGCAUGUCAUAGCCACACAUUUUCUUGUAGGCUACUUCUAUUAAGAACAAUUCUUAAUUUGGCAAUGUACUAUGUUUUGCUGUGUGUAUGCCACAGUCGCUCUCUAUAACUUGCUUUAGGCCUAUAGCCCAAUGGACAUUAUCGGUAUCAAUUCAACAGUCUUGACCCGCUAUUAAUAUACAUAUUUAUACAUUGUGUGAAACAGUGUGAUCAUGUGGAAAUAAUGCAACCGUUCGCCGCUGCAGUUAUUGCGACGUGUCAUUAUGAUUAUACUACGAAUCUAGGGUAAAUAUGUUAUAAAAUGGGUAUGGACGUUAUCCAAAUGUAAGGGUCCUUUUUCGUUUCAACGAUGUAAAUUGCAGUAGCCUAGUUACUGUUGUGCUGUUGAGCGCACGAGGGCGGGGACAACCCAAAUAAAUGUGGGGAGGGAAAAACGAAGACAACAAACCCUCCAAAUGUAGGCCACCGUGCGUGACCCAAUUCCUCGUAACACAGCGAGUGAAUAUGGAACACGGCGUUCCCCCGCCCCUCGUCACGGCUCGGCACAGUUCCAGGGCAGUGCUCUCUGUGUUUCACUGUGCCAGGAUGGUAGGUUCAAUGAAAACGACAUUACAAGAAGUAUCUUAUCACUAUAUAACAAUAUAUUAUAUUGGGAUUCCUCCUAUUGCUGUUAUUUCACAGUCUCUACUGAUGAUGGCAACAAACACACUAAGUAUUAAAAAGAAACAAAAUAAUAUAUUCACUAUUGGAUUGUGAAUCAGAAUACUGAAUAGUAGUCAAGUUUAUAUUCUCCGUCCAACCGUUCAUGUCUUCCCUUGAAUCAAGACAUACUUAUUGAAGUGAGCAGGGUGAAGAGUUUUGUAUAAAAGUAUCAGGUUUUCUUGGCUCAAGCUGCUGUGUGACAGAUAUUUUGUUUUGGACCCCUGGCAGUGCGAUCAGUCUGGCUCUGACCUACUUUCCUCCUAACUUCAUACCUGCAACGCUAUUAAUAUCCCUGACAUAAGGUUGGAGGAGCAGCACACAGCAUCUUCAACUGGACCUAGUUUAACCCUUAUUAUCAGCAUCUGGUCAACCUAUAUAUGUAUUAUACAGCUGCUUAAAACAAUUUCUGAGGAGAGGAAACCCCUAAACUAAUUAUUGUGGUCAGGUCAGGACAGCCUACUUCAGGGGUCUUCAGCCCUGUUCCUGGAGACCUACCCUCCUGUAGGUUUUCACUCCAACUAACCUGGUUCAGCUCAUCAACCAGCUACUUAUUAGAAUAAGGUGUGCUCGAUUAGGGUUGGAGUGAAAACCUACAGGACGGUAGCUCUCCGGGAACAGGGUUGGCGAGCCCUGGCCUACUUAAUACCUGCUAUUUCUUAGCACAGGUUUCCCCAAACUCAGUCCUGGCCCCCUUUGAUUCAAAUAAUCAAAGCUUGAUGAUGCGUUAGUUAUUUUAAUAAGCUGUGUAGCGCUAGGGCAAAAACCAAAUAGUGCACCCAGGUAGGGCCCCAGGACCUGACCACAAUAAUUACUUUAGGGGUUUCCUCUCCUCAGAAAUAGUUAUAAGCAGCUGUAUAAUACAUAUAUAGGUUGACCAGAUGCUGAUAAUAAGGGUAAAACUAGGUCCAGUUGAAAAUACUCCUCAGUUUCAUCAGCUGUCCGGGCGGCUGGUCUCAGACGAUCCCGCAGGUUAAGAAGCCGGAUGUGGAGGUCCUGGGCUGGCGUGGUUACACAUGAUCUGCGGAUGUGAGGCCGGUUGGAUGUACUGCCAAAUAUUCUAAAACGACGUUGGAGGUGGCUUAUGGUAUAGAAAAUAACAUAAAAUUCUCUGGCAACAGCUCUGGUGGACAUUCCUGCAGUCAGCAUGCCAAUUGCAUGCUCCCUCAAAACUUGAGACAUCUGCGGCAUUGUGUUUUGUGACAAAACUGCACAUUGUAAAGUUACCUUUUAUUGUCCCCAGCACAAGGUGCACCUGUGUAAUGAUCAUUCUGUUUAAUCAGCUUCUUGAUAUGUCACACCUGUCAGGUAGAUGGAUUAUCUUGGCAAAGGAGAAAUGCUAAUUAACAGGGAUGUAAACACAUUUCUGCACAAAAGUUUAGAGAAAUAAGCUUUUUGUGCUUAUGGAACAUUUCUGGGAUCUUUUAUUUCAGCUUAUGAAACAUGGGACCUUUCACUUUACACGUUGCGCUUAUAUUUUUGUUCAGUAUACAUAGAUUUGAUUGACACAUCAUGAGAAAAAAGCAGGAGGUACAUUUAAGCAAAGUAGAGCAAAGCUUUAUGAAUAACCUCCAUUAUGCCUCUCCACAGUAAUGUUACUGGAUACAGUGCCUUGCAAAAGUAUUCAUCCCCCUUGGCGUUUUUCCUAUUUUGUUGCAUUACAACCUGUAAUUUAAAUGGAUUUUUAUUUGGAUUUCAUGUAAUGGACAUACAUAAAAUCGUCCAAAUUGGUGAAGUGAAAUUCAAAAAAUAACUUGUUUCAAAAAUUCAAAAAAAUUAAUAAUGGAAAAGUGGUGCAUGCAUACAGUGAGGGAAAAAAGUAUUUGAUCCCCUGCUGAUUUUGUACGUUUGCCCACUGACAAAGAAAUGAUCAGUCUAUCAUUUUAAUGGUAGGUUUAUUUGAACAGUGAGAGACAGAAUAACAACAACAAAAUCCAGAAAAACGCAUGUCGAAAAUGUUAUAAUUUGAUUUGCAUUUUAAUGAGGGAAAUAAGUAUUUGACCCCCUCUCAAUUAGAAAGAUUUCUGGCUCCCAGGUGUCUUUUAUACAGGUAACGAGCUGAGAUUAGGAGCACACUCUUAAAGGGAGUGCUCCUAAUCUCAGCUUGUUACCUGUAUAAAAGACACCUGUCCACAGAAGCAAUCAAUCAAUCAGAUUCCAAACUCUACACCAUGGCCAAGACCAAAGAGCUCUCCAAGGAUGUCAGAGACAAGAUUGUAGACCUACACAAGGCUGGAAUGGGCUACAAGACCAUCGCCAAGCAGCUUGGUGAGAAGGUGACAACAGUUGGUGCGAUUAUUCGUAAAUGGAAGAAACAAAAAAAUAACUGUCAAUCUCCCUCGGCCUGGGGCUCCAUGCAAGAUCUCACCUCGUGGAGUUGCAAUGAUCAUGAGAACGGUGAGGAAUCAGCCCAGAACUACACGGGAGGAUCUUGUCAAUGAUCUCAAGGCAGCUGGGACCAUAGUCACCAAGAAAACAAUUGGUAACACACUACGCCGUGAAGGACUGAAAUCCUGCAGUGCCCGCAAGGUCCCCCUGCUCAAGAAAGCACAUAUACAGGGCCGUCUGAAGUUUGCCAAUGAACAUCUGAAUGAUUCAGAGGAGAACUGGGUGAAAGUGUUGUGGUCAGAUGAGACCAAAAUCGAGCUCUUUGGCAUCAACUCAACUCGCCGUGUUUGGAGGAGGAGGAAUGCUGCCUAUGACCCCAAGAACACCAUCCCCACCGUCAAACAUGGAGGUGGAAACAUUAUGCUUUGGGGGUGUUUUUCUGCUAAGGGAACAGGACAACUUCACUGCAUCAAAGGGACGAUGGACGGGGCCAUGUACUGUCAAAUCUUGGGUGAGAACCUCCUUCCCUCAGCCAGGGCAUUGAAAAUGGGUCGUGGAUGGGUAUUCCAGCAUGACAAUGACCCAAAACACACGGCCAAGGCAACAAAGGAGUGGCUCAAGAAGAAGCACAUUAAGGUCCUGGAAUGGCCUAGCCAGUCUCCAGACUUUAAUCCCAUAGAAAAUCUGUGGAGGGAUCUGAAGGUUCGAGUUGCCAAACGUCAGCCUCGAAACCUUAAUGACUUGGAGAAGAUCUGCCAAGAGGAGUGGAACAUAAUCCCUCCUGAGAUGUGUGCAAACCUGGUGGCCAACUACAAGAAACGUCUGACCUCUGUGAUUGCCAACAAGGGUUUUGCCACCAAGUACUAAGUCAUGUUUUGCAGAGGGGUCAAAUACUUAUUUCCCUCAUUAAAAUGCAAAUCAAUUUAUAACAUUUUUGACAUGCGUUUUUCUGAUUUUGUUGUUGUUAUUCUGUCUCUCACUGUUCAAAUAAACCUACCAUUAAAAUUAUAGACUGAUCAUGUCUUUGUCAGUGGGCAAACGUACAAAAUCAGCAGGGGAUCAAAUACUUUUUUCCCUCACUGAAUGUAUUCACCCCCUUUGCUAUGAAGCCCCUAAAUAAGAUCUGGUGCAACCAAUUACCUUCAGAAGUCACAUAAUUAGUUAAAUAAAGUCCACCUGUGUGCAAUCUAAGUGUCAUAUGAUCUGUCACAUGAUCUCAGUAUAUAUACACCUGUUUUGAAAGGCCCCAGAGUCUGCAACACCACUAAGCAAGGGGCACCACCAAGCAAGCAGCACCAUGAAGACCAAGGAGCUCUCCAAACAGGUCAGGGACAAAGUUGUGGAGUACAGAUCAGGGUUGAGUUAUAAAAAAAAUAUCUGAAACUUUGAACAUCCCACGGAGCACCAUUAAAUCCAUUAUAAAAAAAUGGAAAGAAUAUGGCACCACAACAAACCUGCCAAGGAAGGGCCGCCCACCAAAACUCACGGACCAGGCAAGGGGGGCAUUAAUCAGAGAGGCAACAAAGAGACCAAAGAUAACCCUGAAGGAGCUGCAAAGCUCCACAGCGGAGAUUGGAGUAUCUGUCCAUAGGACCACUUUAAGCCGUACACUCCACAGAGCUGGGCUUUACGGAAGAGUGGCCAGAAAAAAGCCAUUGCUUAAAGAAAAAAAUAAGCAAACACGUUUGGUGUUUGCCAAAAGGCAUGUGGGAGACUCCCCAAACAUAUGGAAGAAGGUACUCUGGUCAGAUGAGACAAAAAUUGAGCUUUUUGACCAUCAAGGAAAACGCAAACCCAACACCUCUCAUCACCCCGAGAACACCAUCCCCACAGUGAAGCAUGGUGGUGGCAGCAUCAUGCUGUGGGGAUGUUUUUCAUCGGCAGGGACUGGGAAACUGGUCAGGAUUGAAGGAAUGAUGGAUGGCGCUAAAUACAUGGAAUUCUUGAGGGAAACCUGUUUCAGUCAUCCAGAGAUUUGAGACUGGGACGGGGGUUCACCUUCCAGCAGGACAAUGACCCUAAGCAUACUGCUAAAGCAACACUUGAGUUGUUUAAGGAGAAACAUUUAAAUGUCUUGGAAUGGCCUAGUCAAAGCCCAGACCUCAAUUCAAUUGAGAAUCUGUGGUAUGACUUAAAGAUUGCUGUACACCAGCGGAACCCAUCCAACUUGAAGGAGCUGGAGCAGUUUUGCCUUGAAGAAUGGGCAAAAAUCCCAGUGGCUAGAUGUGCCAAGCUUAUAGAGACAUACCCCAAGAGACUUGCAGCUGUAAUUGCUGCAAAAGGUGGCUCUACAAAGUAUUGGCUUUGGGGGGGUGAAUAGUAAUGCACGCUCAAGUUUUCUGUUUUUUUGUCUUCUUUCUUGUUUAUUUCACAAUAAAAAUAUUUUGCGUCUUCAAAGUGGUAGGCAUGUUGUGUAAAUCAAAUGAUACAACCGCCCCCAAAAUCCAUUUUAAUUCCAGGUUGUAAGGCAACAAUAUAGGAAAAAUGCCAAGGGGGGUGAAUACUUUCGCAAGCCACUGUAUAUUUGGAAAUGCUUUACGAUAUUUCAAGCCUGAUUUUACCAAUGUAGGUUAUCUUUAAUUGUGUUUGAUGUGUUUUCAGAGGCCAACCAUGGAGGAUAGGAGAAUUCUCCCUACAGGGGGAGCAGGUGAUCCAAAAGCAAAGCUCAUACCCUUAGUGGUCAAAACUGAGCCGGACACAAAGACCCGUAGGGUGAGAGAGGAGGCACAGCCUACCAUACCCAUCAGGGUUAAAAAAGAGGACAUCUCUGACGUGCCCCUCAAAGUGCCCAGAUUCCAGUACGUGGACUUCCCUUCGCUGCACCAGUGCAUCCAGCAGCUCACCGUGCCACCCCUGGACAGCUGGCUGGAGGGUUGCCACCUGGCCCUGGGAAGACCCUCUGGAGGACAUACCCCUGUCACUUCCAAGGAGAGGGUUCCCAAGUUUAAGUAUGUGGAUUAUCCCUCUCUGCACCACUGCAUCCAGCAGUUGUCUGUGCCACCUCUGGAGAGCUGGAGCUCGGGGUUGGCCAGGCCAGGGAGUGGGGCGACAGGGGGACCUGGAUCCACAACCUCUCAGCCCAUAUCUGUGAGGGCGAAUCAGACAGGACAGGGAGAUGUUUCAGUAUCGGCUCAACAUCAGGACAAGUACACUGCUUUCCCCUUCCCUGGUCCUGACCCCAGCUCCAUCCAGUUUGUGAACUCCUCAAACCAGGCAUCCCAUAAGCAUCAACUGCCUCAGAUGCGCUUGAGCAGUCCGCCCCGAGCCAGGCCCGCAGUAAGCUCACAGGGGGAAGAGGCUCGUCAUAAGGUGGUGUGUUCAGAUCAGCUGUCUCAAAAGUCCUCUAAUCCUAAAUCUUGGGUUGCUGGAAUGAAGCGUGCCAGAGGAGCGGGGCCACUCCAUCAGAAUAAUAGGAAGUCAGCUGGUGAUGAUGAUUGGCAUGCAAACCUAAAGAAAUCUCCAGAAAGUCAUCAAGAGGCCAAAGUGGAGCUCAGUGACUCUCCUGACCUAGGUCAAGGGUUUUGGAGAACCAUCCCAGAGUCUGUCUGCCCCUUUUGCCAAAAUAUGUUUUCAAAUCCAGAGGAAUUGCGGAUCCAUCAGAAGAGUCACAGAGAAAAGGUCAGUCUGUAGUACCUCGAAAAUGUUCUGAAUAUGUGACAAAUACUUAUUUAAUUGAUCAAAUUGUGUAUCAAAUAAUGAUGAAUCUUGUCUCAUGAUGUUUGUCAUAUAAUUUCAGAAGCCACAUUGAUGUCUUGACAUGGAAACGUACAGCUGACAACAAGGAACAUCUUCACAACUGUGCAUCUACUUCAGUACUUACUACACAGGCGUGGGCUGGGGCAGUCAUCUCCACAAAUUAUUGGUCACCAGAAAGGGGUCCACUGAGGUGGUUUUGAUUGUUAUGUGUUUAUCUUGAUGACAUACUGUAAGUGAGGGACUACAAACAAACUCAUUUAGCUAAGAGCUUAAUUCAUAAUUCAGUUUAGGUAUGAAAUGUGAAAUGAAACGUAAUAGACUGACCUGCAGUGGCUCUUGAUGGUCUUACACUCCUCAUUUACUUAUGGUUUAAUUUGCCAGGAGGUGGCACACAUUAGAUGAGAUAUAACAGGAAAAUCAACCAUUUGAUGUUUCAAUUCAAAUGUCAGGAAUUAGGUUGAAAUGCAGUGCAUUCAUUUUUGUGCUGCUGUAGUUGAGAAUUUAGUUUUAAUUUAUUUUCCUUAAAAGGGAUGCCAAUGUUUUCCUGUUUACAAGCUCUUGUUGGUGAAAUUUCGCUUUAUGGCAAAAACAUUAGUAAAUUGGGGUAUCAGCACCUUGUUCACUGGAGAUGGCUGCCUGUUCAGUAUUUUUAACAUAAUUAUCCAGCUUUGGGUGGCUAUAAAACCAUUAGCUUUUGCUGCGAAACAACACAGGCUUCUUUAUAAUUUCUUAUCUAAUGUUU